Molecule: messenger RNA, 585 nt
Organism: Homalodisca vitripennis (glassy-winged sharpshooter)
Lineage: Eukaryota; Metazoa; Arthropoda; Insecta; Hemiptera; Cicadellidae
Product: putative gustatory receptor 28b
Exons: 1
Coding region: 1-585 (194 amino acids)
Biological process (GO): sensory perception of taste
Cellular component (GO): dendrite; membrane; neuronal cell body
Source: RefSeq, a predicted model, not a curated record
AUGGCCAAAAGAUUCAAGCUCAUUAAUGUCAGGAUCAGAGUGGCAGUGAUCAGUGAGAGGCUUAGGCAAUCUAUCCUGCGCCAGGACACACAUAAUGUCCAUCUCAGACAUGGCUGUAGCUCCUGUAAAGAGGUGAAGACUCUCAUGAGUGCUUAUCAUCUGUUAUGUGACGCCAUGAACCAAGCCAACGCCUUUUACGGCAACCUGCUACUAGCCUCCAUAUUUUUUACGUUCAUAGACAUUACGGAAUCUAUUUACUUUUUGUUAUUGUUUUUUCACAAGGAAGAAAAUGCAUUAUUUCAUAUUGGAGCUUUUAUCUUUUCCGACGCCAGUUUCCUGGUGCUGGUCGCUCUCUCUAGCUCUGGUGUCUCCGAGGCGGCCGGCGAAACUGCACCGCUCAUCCGCAAGCAGAUCAACAUGGAAUUGAGCUCGGAUCUAAGGGAACAGUUAAAGUCAUCGUUGCUGCAAUUGUUAAACAAACGUGUGGAAUUUUCUGCAGCAGGAUUUUUCCAGAUCAACAAACAAACUAUAACUUCGAUGGCUGCAGCUGUAACAACCUAUCUGGUGAUCAUGAUUCAGUUUUAG